This is a messenger RNA of Aspergillus steynii IBT 23096, 603 nucleotides long. RefSeq lists its product as uncharacterized. The record is from RefSeq and is a predicted model, not a curated record. Bases 158 to 520 code for a protein of 120 amino acids. The transcript has a single exon. NCBI's taxonomy places the organism in Eukaryota, Fungi, Ascomycota, Eurotiomycetes, Eurotiales, Aspergillaceae.
GAAUUUUUCUUUCUCCCAACAUCAUCAUCUCCUCCCAGUCUCAGAACUGUUAACCCAAACCUUCGUACAGCGGAUCCAAGUCUACGGCAAAGUACUGUCAACCCCCAAUUCAUUUGCCUCGAAGAAACGCCUUCGUAUACGAAACCUCCGAAAGAAUAUGUCUCCCCGUCACCAAAGCCACCUGGACAAAUGUCCCGCCACAGUCCGCAUUCCUCCCAUCAACAUAUGGACGACGACAGAUGUCGCCGCGUUCCCCAAUGACCACACAUACCUCAGCAGCAUGUCCGAAUGCUGCGGCGAAACUGCCAACAUCACACUCUACAACAAGCGCUGUGCACGGUUCUGCAACACUAGCGGAAACACGACAGAUGUCGUCGACUGCCUGCAAAAUGCCGGUCUCACCAAAGCAACGAGUUAUCACAACGACAAUGGCGGGAAGAGCGCUGCCAGCUCGUUGUCGAAACCCGCCUGGGGCCUUAUCAUGAUGGUUGUAUGGAGCUUGAUCGCCGGCACGCUAUGAUGCUGGUUUUGAUUGGCCUUCAUGUUUAUUGUCUUCUUUUGUUUGGGAUGGGAUAAUGUCGGUGAUUUUGUAUCACAAUUUCC